Molecule: messenger RNA, 654 nt
Organism: Dovyalis caffra
Lineage: Eukaryota; Viridiplantae; Streptophyta; Magnoliopsida; Malpighiales; Salicaceae
Source: the annotation of a GenBank genome assembly
AUGGCUACAGAUGGCUGGGAAUGGGAUGAACCUGCUCCUCAUCAGGCUGAUGCUGCAAAGAAAAAGGAGCUUCCGAUCGUCGAUUCGAAACUGUUUAACAAAUGGACCUUCGAACAUUUGCAUAUUAGUGAUGUUUCAUUGAUGGAUUAUAUCAGUGCUCAUCCAGACAAGCAUGCUACUUAUAUACCGCAUACGGCCGGAAGGUACUCGACGAAGCGGUUCAGGAAGGCUCAAUGCCCCAUUGUAGAAAGGCUGGUGAACGCGUUGAUGAUGCACGGACGCAACAAUGGCAAGAAGUUGAUGGCAGUCAGGAUUGUGAGGGAUGCUAUGGAGAUCAUUCACCUUCUCACUGACCAAAACCCCAUUCAAGUCGUUAUUGAUGCUGUUGUUAAUAGUGGUCCAAGAGAAGAUGCGACUCGAAUCGGCACGGCAGGUGUGGUGAGGAGGCAAGCUGUGGAUGUGUCUCCACUUCGCCGUGUGAACCAAGCAAUAUAUCUUCUUGUCACAGGUGCUCGGGAAAGUGCUUUCAGGAACAUCAAGACUAUAGCGGAGUGUUUGGCUGAUGAAUUGAUCAAUGCUGCCAAGGGAUCUUCUAACAGCUAUGCCAUCAAGAAAAAGGAUGAGAUCGAGAGAGUUGCUAAGGCUAAUCGUUGA